This is a messenger RNA of Acaromyces ingoldii, 3756 nucleotides long. RefSeq lists its product as hypothetical. Gene Ontology annotation, biological process: positive regulation of G2/M transition of mitotic cell cycle; establishment of cell polarity. NCBI's taxonomy places the organism in Eukaryota, Fungi, Basidiomycota, Exobasidiomycetes, Exobasidiales, Cryptobasidiaceae. The transcript has 2 exons. The record is from RefSeq and is a predicted model, not a curated record. The coding region runs from base 1 to 3756 and encodes 1251 amino acids. Gene Ontology annotation, cellular component: cytoplasm; cell septum.
AUGCAGAACAUCACCGAGUCCGAGUUUCAGCGAGAGGUGCAAGCCCUCAAGUCGCACCGCCGCAUCUCGGUCAACCGACCGCUGCUAGAUCCCGACCUGCCGGACUUGGCAGCGGCCCACGGUGGCGGCAGGGAGCUGCUGGGAUCUGAAGAUGGCUCUUCCUCGUCGUCAUCUCCCUCGUCCUCGCCGCAUAAUUCACCUUCGAGGGGCAUCGAUCUGAGCGAUCAUGGACCGACGAUGCGAUCCGCUUCGUCUUCGUCCUCUCCCGAGGCUGGAAGCUCCUCUGGCGGCCGACAAGCAUUCACAGCAAGGAGGAGAGGGGCAGGUGCGCUGGCAGCGGCAGGCGCAUCUGCCUCGCCGAGCGGCGAAAGCGAUGGAGCGGCGUCAGCAGCAACGUCCAGCGAUGACACACCCCUGACGAGGCCCCUGGACCCAAGCCAUCUCUUCUGGGUACCGGCUUCGGUCCACCCUGAGAUCUCGCCAAACGAUUUUCGAAAGUUUCUUCAGGACCAUGCCUCGAGAGCCGCAAAGGGUGAGGGUGCCGAUGGCUUGAGCUCUGCCUCUACCGUCGACCCUACCUCGCCCGGCUCACCGCCGCCCUCGCCCGUCGAUGCGCUCGUGCACCGCUCAACGUCGAUUGCGAGACGAGGCAGUACGCUCCGAAGACAAUACCAACCGGAACAUGAAGACGACGGCGGCAGCAGCAGCAGUAGCGGCGGCAGCGGCAUGAACACGCCUACCCUACCAGGCCUCUCGAUUCCUGGCACGCCACGAUCGGGCGCCUCGUUGCGAAAGGUGGGAAGCAGAGGAAGCAACUUUGCCUCGUCGCGCGGCGAACCUACGCUGUCGAUCGACGACUUGCAGAAGCUCGAGAAGCUGGCCGAGGAUGCUAGUCGAAGCAACGAUCCAGCCGAGUUGAGAAGCGUGUUGAGGAGGACAAUGAGCCUCAAUGUGGCUCCAUCCGCCCUCGAUCAAGUCGACGCUGUGCCUGCCGAGGCGGGCGUGGAGGAUGCGCCGCUCAUUGUGCCGAGACCAGGUCAAAUUUUGCGAAGAGCGGCUCGCACAAAGAUCAGAAAGGCUUCCCUCGGUGAAUCGUCUGGCGCCGGCAAUCGAGCGGCAGGGCUGAGGAGGAGGGGAGCGGCCAGUCCAUCCUUUGGUCAUCGACAGCGAGAUCACCAAUCUCAGUCUUCAGGCGACUUGACGCUGGACAAGGACACGGUUGAGAUGGCAGGCGUGGCCAUGGCCCUUUCGGAUCAGCGCAGACAGAGUGAUCUUUCAUCUGAUCUUUCCUCUGGCGAGGACGAGGCCGGCAUAGAGGCGAGCAAAAGGGCGUCUGAGGGUGCGACGGAGAGUAUCGUCGACGCUUACUCAAGGGACUCCUACAUCUCCGAUGGAACGCAGCGGACGAGUGUGACAUCCGUCACAGACAGCAUCUCUUCCUCGAAUGACACGAUGGAAGAAAGGCGAGGCGAAGACCAUUCGCCCCCCGAGACGCCCACUCCGCAGACGAUUGGUGCAUCCCAACGGGGUGGCGGCUACUUUGACGUAGUCCGUGAUACGAAACCAUCUGAGAGCAACGAUAGCGAACGAGCUUCGCCUCUGUACGAGUCUCCCGCCCAGUCGCCCACAGAGGCUUUCGAGUACAGCUCAUCAUCACAGCGGCCCAUUCGACCGAUACCCGUUCAGCAGGUGCCCCCCGUGCCUUCGUUUGAAAAGAAGCGACCCACCCCCGCCGCUCAGUCACCACCACCAGCCUCGAGUGCACCCCCGUCUUUGGCGCAAACGAGGGACGUUGGACCCCCUGGUCACGGCCUGGUCAAAGCCGACACGAUGCCAAUCAUGCCCUCGGCGACAUCCAAGCCGAUCGUCACCGCGCAAAAAGAACAGCAACCGUCCGCCAGGAGAGCCGUCUCACCUCCGCUUCCCCAGCCAUCUCGUCAUGGCAAGGAGAAGAAAUCUUCUUUUGGCUUGUCUUGGUUCGGUCUGGGCAAGGAGGACGACGACGAAAAGGAGAGCGGCGGAGCCAAGAGCAAGCUCAGCAAGCGUGAAAAGAAGGAGCGCAAGGAAAAGGAGCGUGAAGCUGAGCAAUUCCAUCACACGUCGGCCCAACAGCAGCAGGCCCAUAAUGUCCCAUCGGCAAGCAGCUUCAGCGGCGCCAUGGCGGUUGCGCCUGACAAGGACAAGGACAAAGAUAAGGACUCGAGCGGUUUCCUGGGUUCUUUGUUCGGAAAAAAGAGGGGGCAUGAGGAGGCGCAGCACGGGUCUAAGGCAGAAACGGGUCCCUAUGGCCAAAUCACCGCCGGAAGUUUGCUCGAUCGGGGAAUGGGCAAAGGGCCAUACGUCAACUACUAUCGUUAUCCCAUCCAUAUCGAAAGGGCCGUCUAUCGACUGAGCCACAUCAAGCUCGCUAAUCCGAGGCGGCCGCUUUAUGAACAGGUGCUAAUCUCUAACCUCAUGUUCUGGUACCUCUCCAUCAUCAACCGAUCCCAGCAGCAACAGCAGCAACUACAACAGCAGCAACAGCAAUUGCAGCAGGCUACGGCCCAGCAACCACAGCAGCAGCAACAAGCACAACAACAACAACAGACUCAGCAGCAGCAGCAGCAGCAGCAGCUACAGGCAUCUCAAGCGCAAUCAGCACAGCAGGAAGCGACUGGAGGACAGGUCAAGACCUUGGCUGCCGCGCAGGACCACCAAGAGCACGAAGAGCCUGAAUUCUCCGAGACAAUUACUGGGCAGCAGCUGCCCGACGUGGGUGCCGUCACUGAGCCAUCCGUCAGCACGUCGGCUGCAGCUGCUCCGAGCAAGGUACAGCAGCCACAGAAGACAAAGCGCGGUGGCUUGACGAAACCGAAUCGGGCCCCUCCGGGCUCCAGAUCCGCUGAGACGGCCAUCCCUGCUGCUGGGUACGGCGCCCAACACCGUCAACUCAACGACGAGUUCUCGCAUGUCGGUGGAAGUGGCAGCGCAAGCAAUUACGGAGGCGAUCACGGCUCAAAUGGCAUGUUAGGAGGAGGGCCUUCCAUCUCGGUCGGACAAGUCGUUGACCCGCGGGCCUUGCAGGCAUACGGUGGUGGCGCUGGUGUCAAUCGUGGGCCAUCAACUUCUGCGUACAUGGAAUACUCCACAGGAGAGAGCUAUGAUGAGUCAAGCGGAGGUUUGAGUGACGUAGCGGCCGGUGGGACUCGACGCGUAAGUCCACAGCCUACGGUCCAGCGCGUUGUUUCAGGAGGAGGAGGCUCUUCGACCUCACGACGGGGCGCAGGAACAGACGAGCACGCUUGGCUGGGCAGUGGCGGCAGCGCAAGAAUCGGGCCGGGGAGACGAUCGCCAAGUGCAGAGGACCGGAGGAGUGACCCGAGCGCCGAUAUCUGGAAGGCGGAGGGGGGUGUCAGUGCGAUUGAGGGGUGGACCAAGCAGUCAGCCGCGUCGAGGAAGCCGUAUAGAUCGAGCGAUCCGCAGCAGAGCACUAACAAGCCCGUCAACGGCGAAGAAGUCGAGGGUCGCUACUCGUUUGAGCCAGAAGCUUUCGAAGGUGGUGCUGCGAGAAGCAAGGCGCGGGCCAAAGAUGGCGCCAUGAGCACGUCAAGCAGCGGUAAGAGUCUGAGCAGCACACUGUCAAGCGGCAGCGGAGGAAGCAACAGCGACGGUCAAGCCCCGACGCACAACAACGACGCAGAGUUUAUACCCAUUGUGGGGAGCGGAAGUUCAGCCAUGCUCGAUGCUGCUCGGACGAGCCAAUCUAGACGACGAUGA